AUGUCAACUGUUCCUAGUCUUAGCUUUUCGAUCAGCAACAAACGUAAACCGAUCUUAAUAUGUGAUGGAUUCAUUUUUCAAUUAAACCGUACGCGACCAAAUUUGAAGUACUGGCGAUGCAAAGAUCGAACUUGUUCAGCUUAUAUUCAUACAAAUCACAACAAUCAAUAUGUUGGAAAAUCCGGUGAUCAUAAUUUUCAUUUACCAGUGCCUGAACAAGUCGAAGUUGCAAUGUUUAAAGAGAAGGUGAAAGAACGAGUUGUGAAAGAAACAACGGCGAUUGGAAAGAUUUACGACAAGGAAAUGGCUUCUCUUAAUCUGAGUGAUGGUGCUCUUAGUUUAAUUCCUUUGGCUGACGAAGCAAAAGCAUCACUUAAUCGUUUACGACGACAAACAACACCACCAUUACCAACAUCAUCUUGUUUCGAUCUUCCCGAUGCCUAUUCAACGACAAUCAGUGGUGCACAUUUUUUAUUCAGUGACACAGUUGUUCGAAAGAAGCGGGUGAUGUUGUUUGCAACAGAUGAGCAAUUGCGUAUGCUUUUUUCAGCAAAAACCAUUAUGAUCGAUGGAACAUUUUCGGCGUGUGUACCACACUUCAAUCAUGUGUUUUCGUUGCAUUGCAUCAAGUAUGGAUACAGAAAGUCAAUUCCAAAUUUUCUAAAUACCUAUUUAACAGUGAACUACUUUUCCUUAAAGAUUUUCCAUGUGUUAUCUGUUUGUUGCCUGGUCGAACUGCUUCAAUAUACAAGCAUGUCUUCGAGGUAUUGGAUGCAGCAGCUCAACGUCUUAAUUGCAAAUUUAAUCCGGACAAAAUCAUGUCCGAUUUCGAGCAAGCUCUUAUCAGGACAAUUGCUUCAUAUGUAAGCAAUAACUUUCAUAUCGAUCUAGUUUUAUUACAUCUUUACUUCUUUUAGUUUCCGAACGCGCAACAUUCGGGAUGUUUCUUCCACUACACCCAGUGCUUGAGUCGUCGUAUUCAAGCACUGGGAUUAAGCACAUUUUACAACAACGAUGAAGAAAUGCGCUCGUUGUGUAGACACUUGAUGGCUUUACCACUACUCCCAGUUGAAGACGUUCAACGAGCUUUUGAAACACUUAGUGAAGAAGCUCCGAUGGAAUUGCAACCAUUUUUUGAAUAUUUCGAGGAUUGGUGGAUGAAGAAGGUACCGUUUCGUCUUUGGAAUGUAUCGAAUUUAAAAGUAAAAACUAACAAUAAUGUUGAAUGUAAGGCAUAAUUGUUUUUUUGUAUUGUUCUAACCUUGUUUUUCUCAUUGUAGCUUGGCAUAGUCGAUUCAACAAGAGAAUCGAAAAAAACCAUCCUAAUUUUUGGUCAUUUGUGAAUGUAUUGAAGCAAGAAGAAGUUCAUUUUAAACAACAGUUAAUUCAUGGCAAUUCUGGCAAGUUAAAAAAGGCGUCAAAGAAAACAUGCACCAUGCAGGAUAAACUUAAAGAGCUUCGAAGGAGAUACGACGAACAAACGAUUAAAUUGAAUGAAUAUCACAACGAAUUAUCAAAGCUUAUCGCCACAAAAUGAAAAUUAUACGAAUGUGUUGGUACAUGCCUUGAAUCUAUGACUCUAGCUCUUCGUUCUCACUCAUAUGCAUUUUUAUUUUAUUUUUCAUUGAUAUGUAUUCGAAUUUUACCUAAUAAAACAUAAAUUUAAUUUAUUCAUGCUCCAAUUUUAUUUUUUCAUCAUCAGCUUCUUUUGUUUGUGUUUCAUGAUGUCGACGUUUUACAUUGUCGAUAUCUAGUGUGUCGACAUUUUUUUUCGGUCGACAUUUGAUUUUCGACAUUUUUUUUUCGACAUUUUUUUUUCGACAUUUUAUCGUCGACGUUUGACUACUUUCCCGAAUAAACUAUAAUUUUCCAGAAAAUAUGUUCCGCUAAACUCACACCUGCCCCCCCCCCCCCCGCCCUUCAGGACAAUACUGAGGGAAAACAUAGCUGAGGUAGACCACAAGAGAAAUUUCGAUGGAGACUUUUCUGGCAAAUUAUAGUUUAUUCGACGUAUUUUUUUUUGAUUUGAUUCCGAAUAUCAUAUCUAUUUAGUAUGGAAACAAUUAGUUCGAAAUGAAACUCGAAAAAAUGAUCCUGUUUUCAGGCGUUUUCUACCAUAUUUUAGCAUAGUUGGAGAAAAAGUGAAUUUUUUUAACAACGCUAAAACUCUGGAUUACGAGCAUACGUAAUUUUUUUUCCUUAUAGAUCUAAUUGUUCGAAUGCUUAAAAAAAGAUCAGUUUAGCU
Messenger RNA from Rotaria sp. Silwood1, 2245 nucleotides. Lineage: Eukaryota; Metazoa; Rotifera; Eurotatoria; Philodinida; Philodinidae. The record is from the annotation of a GenBank genome assembly.